Molecule: messenger RNA, 3640 nt
Organism: Loxodonta africana (African savanna elephant)
Lineage: Eukaryota; Metazoa; Chordata; Mammalia; Proboscidea; Elephantidae
Gene: APLP2
Product: amyloid beta precursor like protein 2
Exons: 17
Coding region: 71-2311 (746 amino acids)
Biological process (GO): central nervous system development; axonogenesis
Cellular component (GO): membrane
Molecular function (GO): heparin binding; transition metal ion binding; serine-type endopeptidase inhibitor activity
Source: RefSeq, a predicted model, not a curated record
GCGGUGGGAGACGCGCAGGCGGUCUGCUGUGUGUGUUUGGGAGGCGAGCGCGAGCGCCACCGGCGAGGGGAUGGCGGUGACCCGGACCGCGGCCACUGCGGCCAUGGGCAGGCUCCUGGUCCUGCUGCUGCUCGGGCUUACGGCGCCCGCCGUGGCGCUAGCCGGCUACAUCGAGGCUCUUGCAGCCAAUGCUGGAACAGGGUUUGCUGUUGCUGAGCCUCAGAUUGCCGUGUUCUGUGGGAAGUUAAACAUGCACGUCAACAUUCAGACUGGGAAGUGGGAACCUGACCCAGUGGGCUCAGAGAGCUGCUUUGAGACAAAAGAAGAAGUUCUUCAGUACUGUCAGGAGAUGUAUCCAGAGCUACAGAUCACAAAUGUUAUGGAAGCAAACCAGCCAGUCAGUAUUGAAAAUUGGUGCCGGAGGGACAAAAAGCAGUGCAGGAGCCACAUUGUUACACCUUUCAAGUGUCUGGUGGGUGAAUUUGUGAGUGAUGUUCUUCUAGUUCCGGAAAAGUGCCAGUUUUUCCACAAGGAGUGGAUGGAGGCGUGUGAGAACCACCAGCACUGGCACACUGUCGUCAGGGAGGCAUGUCUGACGCAGGGAAUGACCUUGUACAGCUACGGCAUGCUAUUACCCUGUGGGGUAGACCAGUUCCAUGGCACCGAAUAUGUGUGCUGCCCCCAGCCGAAGAGUACUGAGUCCACUGUGUCAAAAGAAGAGGAGGAAGAAGAGGAAGACGAUGAAGAAGAUGACUAUGAUAUUUAUAAAAGUGAAUUUCCUACCGAAGCAGAUUUGGAAGACUUCACAGAAGCAGCUGUAGAUGAGGAUGACGAUGAGGAAGAAGGGGAGGAAGUGACGGAAGACCGUGAUUACUACUACGACACCUUUAAAGGAGACGACUACAAUGAGGAGAACCCCACUGAGCCCAGCAAUGAUGGGAUUAUUUCAGAGAAGGAAAUUGCCAACGAUGUUAAAGCUGUCUGCUCCCAGGAGGCGAUGACGGGGCCCUGCCGGGCCGUGAUGCCUCGUUGGUACUUCGACCUCUCCAAGGGAAAGUGCGUGCGCUUUAUAUAUGGCGGCUGCGGAGGCAACAGGAACAAUUUUGAGUCUGAGGAUUAUUGUAUGGCUGUGUGUAAAACGAUGAUUCCCCCAACUCCUCUGCCAACCAAUGAUGUCGAUGUGUAUUUCGAGACCUCUGCUGACGACAAUGAACAUGCCCGCUUCCAGAAGGCCAAGGAGCAGCUAGAAAUCCGGCACCGCAACCGAAUGGACAGGGUAAAGAAGGAAUGGGAAGAGGCAGAGCUUCAAGCUAAGAACCUCCCCAAAGCAGAGAGACAGACCCUCAUUCAGCACUUCCAAGCUAUGGUUAAAGCUUUAGAGAAGGAAGCAGCUAGUGAGAAGCAGCAGCUGGUGGAAACUCACCUGGCUCGAGUAGAAGCCAUGCUGAACGACCGCCGGCGCAUGGCCCUGGAGAACUACCUGGCUGCCUUGCAGUCUGACCCACCACGGCCUCACCGCAUCCUCCAGGCCUUGCGGCGUUACGUCCGUGCCGAGAACAAAGACCGCCUGCACACUGUCCGUCAUUACCAGCACGUGUUGGCUGUCGACCCAGAAAAGGCAGCCCAGAUGAAAUCCCAGGUGAUGACACAUCUGCAUGUGAUUGAGGAAAGACGGAACCAAAGCCUCUCCCUGCUCUACAAAGUUCCUUACAUAGCCCAGGAGAUCCAGGAGGAAAUUGAUGAGCUACUUCAGGAGCAGCGCGCCGACAUGGACCAAUUUACUGCCUCCAUCUCAGAGACCCCUGUGGACGUCCGGGUGAGCUCCGAGGAGAGUGAUGAGAUCCCGCCAUUCCACCCCUUACACCCCUUCCCGUCCUUACCUGAGAGUGAAGGAUCUGGAGCGGGAGAGCAGGACAGAGAACUGAUAGGUGCUGAAGAGAAAGCGAUUAACAGUAAGAAUGAAGUGGACGAGAAUAUGGUCAUUGAUGAGACUCUGGAUGUUAAGGAAAUGAUCUUCAACGCCGAGAGAGUCGGAGGCCUUGAAGAAGAGCCAGAAUCUGUGGGGCCAUUGCGGGAGGACUUCAGUCUGAGCAGUAGUGCCCUCAUUGGCCUGCUGGUCAUUGCAGUGGCCAUUGCUACAAUCAUAGUCAUCAGCCUGGUGAUGCUGAGGAAGAGACAGUAUGGCACCAUCAGCCAUGGCAUCGUGGAGGUUGACCCAAUGCUUACCCCAGAAGAGCGUCACUUGAACAAGAUGCAGAACCAUGGUUAUGAAAACCCAACCUACAAAUACCUGGAGCAGAUGCAGAUUUAAGUGAGCCGAAGUCUGUGCGUUCCUGGUUGGAACGGGGUGGUGAAGGUGGGCCAAAAGAGGUCCAGCGUUUUGGAUCGACUACUGACCAACAGUUGCUUGCAGAGAAUUUCAUCUUACAUUCAGAACUCCUGGGUCAUUAAGACUAUAAAGUACUACUGUAGAAUUGCAAUUUCCAUUCUUUUAAAUGGGUGAGAAAUGUUAAUAUAAUGGUAUAUGAUAUAUAAACCUUAAGGGAAGAAGUGAUCUAUUGCAGAUAUUUGACGGAUGUAGUGUUCUUUUUUAAAUUAAUCAGAAAUCCAGUUCUCUUGUACUGUCUCAAACAUGCUCUUUAUAUAAAUGAAAAACGUUGCUCCAGUUGCAUUGUAUAAAUCAACUCUUCAAGGCUCACUCACUAUCCUGAUUUUUAUUUUUAAAAAGUAAAAAAAAAAAAAAGACAGUAUUCCUUCUUUAAAUGAGUUUCAGAAAGUAGCUGAGAAACUAAGUGAAACAGGGAACUGGAAUUGCUCAUCGAUGCACAUCAUGACAUCAUGACACCCUCUCAGAAUUAUUUGGAGAGACCAGUUUCUUCAAGUCUGGUGCUUCCGCUUCUGGAUAAUGUGGUGUCUGUCUACAGGUCCUGCCCCUCAGGAGCUGAAAGGCACUUAGUUCCAGCAUCUUCUAGUGAGCCUGAUGUAUACAGAUGAGGGUCUCCACGACUGCUUUCCUUCUAGAUCCAGUUCUUCCACAGACUAGCCUGUAGUUGUGUCCCCUUCUCCCGCUAUUCAUCGUUUAGUCCCCUCACAGGUGAUGUUCAAAUGUGAUGUCUUUCUCCUCCAUGGACAUUUCCCUCCAAAGGCACUGACUGUCCCCCACUCCCACCCCCAUUUGUUGUUUUUCCUUCUCUGCCCUCCUCCGUUUCUUGUCACCAGCCUCUGGCAGGAGCUCAGAGAGGACUGCAGUAAGUAGCUGCUAAUGGCCCACACAGAACAGGGGGAGGCUUGCUUUCAUUUGAAAAGAGGAUAUUCCAGGUUGCCCAUGAAACUGGAUGUAUCAGCACUGUGGAAAGCAUCAAGGUUUUUGUUUCCUUCACAUGAGUCUUUGUAAUGUUCGUAUUGUUGUUGUUGAUGCUCACAGCUUUUUCUUUCUUGUUUUGUUUUUUGAAGCUGAAGGUUCUGGUAACCUGUGGUGUAUUUUUUUUUUUUUUCUAUUUUUGUGACUCCCCCCCCCUCCCCUUUGACCCUAUCCAUGUCUCUUCCCACUAUGCACAGAUUAAACUUCACUUACAGACUCCUUAAUAUGAUCUGUGGAGAAUGUACAGUUUAAACACAUCAAUAAAUACUUUAACUUCCA